UGGAGGCCAAAACCAAAUUCCCGAUUCCUAAUUCCUGAACCGAGGCCGGAGGUAUCUCUCAAUCGCUAUCUAUCCAAAUUAUAAUUCCUCUGAAUCUCUCCGCACUCUGUUGCAUACAAUGCAUUGUGUUUGUUUGUUAACCAGAGUAGUUUGGUACUAGGUUGCUCUACACAUAGAACUAUCGCAUGAUUUGUUUUCAUCUUUUGUUUAUAAUUAUUUCCAUUUGAAUCUAAAAUUUUCUAGAAUUGUAAAUGCCCUACCGUUCUCAGUAAAUGCAACCAAACACACCCUUCAGAGUUAUCGGUGUUUUCACGAGUUCAUAUUUUUAUGCUUUUUUAUUUAUGGAAAUUUUAGUGUAAAGUUAUAAUCUUUCAUCUUCAACACCGGAGUCAGAGCAUUUUGAACCGCUUGUCUUUCCGCAUAUACUAAGUUGAUUACUAGGGUCAGAGAUUUGUUUGACCUCAGUCAUGGCAAAAAGGCUUCUGUUUAACGACACUGAUCAUGUUGGAGUGUUCUGUAAACUUACCAAUACCUACUGUUUGGUCGGGGAAGGUUCCGAUGACUUCUACAGUGAAGUUGUUGCCAAAUUUGAAGAUAUUAUCCCUGUCAUUAAAACCUCCAUUGCUGGCACUAGUUGGGUUGGUCGUUAUUGUAUUGGAAACAAGAACGGGCUUCUCUUGCCCCAUACAACCACACCUGAAGAAUAUCAGCAUAUAAAAAGAAGUCUACCUCAUGCAACUGUUGUGCGGCGCAUCCCAGAAGGAUUGACUUGUUAUGCAAGAUUUAUAGCAUGUAAUGACCAUGUUGCCUUUGCGCACACUGAUCUCCACCAGGAAGUCGAGGAGUUGCUCAACGAUGUCCUUAAGGUAGAGGUUUUCAAGCCGAAGAAAUCUUGUAGUUUUAUUUCUGGAACAUACUGUGCCCUGUCCAACAUAGGUGGUUUGAUCCACCCCAACGCUACCACGACCAAAGAAGUCUUGGAUGAACUUUCUGAAAAUCUUGAAGUUCCUUUUGAAGCUGGGACCGUCAAUGAUGGCAGCGAAACUUUAUUUCCUGGCAUAACAGUAAAUGAUUGGACAGGCUUUUGUGGUUCAACCACCACAAGUGCAGAGCUGCAUGUGAUUAAUAGAGUCUUCAAGCUGAGGAAACCCUAGUCUUGCCAUUAUUAUAAAUGUGUCGGAUGAGAUGAGAAAACUGCUCAUUAGUUAAUAGCUACGUACAUCUGGGUUUUGUCUUUUAUUUUUAUUCUUCAUACGAUGUUGAAUUCUUUUGUUAUUUAAAACUUUUCUAGUAGAAGCUCCCCUUUUUUGUUGGUAA
Messenger RNA from Lathyrus oleraceus (garden pea), 1317 nucleotides. Its product is annotated as eukaryotic translation initiation factor 6-2. Lineage: Eukaryota; Viridiplantae; Streptophyta; Magnoliopsida; Fabales; Fabaceae. Gene Ontology annotation, molecular function: ribosome binding. The transcript is spliced from 7 exons. The coding region runs from base 468 to 1154 and encodes 228 amino acids. The record is from RefSeq and is a predicted model, not a curated record. Gene Ontology annotation, biological process: cytosolic ribosome assembly.